AUGGAAGACGACUAUGAUGAAUAUCGUCGUUGGGAUGGUGACGUUGAUGUAGAGGCUGAUGACAAUGAUGACAUAUUAGAAAAUCCACAAGAAACUCUAACUCAAUGCUUGGAGAAAUUUAGUAGUGCUGAUUAUAUUAUGGAACCAGGAAUAUUUUCACAGCUUAAAAGGUAUUUUCAAGUGGGUGGAACUCCUGAGCAUGUUAUAGAAUUGUUAUCAAAGAAUUAUAUUGGUGUCGCUCAGAUGGCAAAUAUGGUAGCUGAAUGGUUGAUUCUAGGAGGUGUUGCGGUUGGUGAAGUUCAAUCUUUUGUUGAAAACCAUCUCAAAGAUAUGGUACUAAAAACAUUUGAUCCUAAAAAAGCAGAUACAAUAUUUAGUGAAGAAGGAGAAACUCCAGCUUGGUUAACAGAAAUGAUUGAACAUAAAAUAUGGAGGUCUUUAAUUUAUAGAUUAGCAGAAGAAUAUCCUGAUUGUUUGAUGCUUAACUUUACAAUUAAGUUGAUAUCAGAUGCUGGAUAUCAGGGUGAAAUUACAAGUAUAUCUACAGCUUCUCAACAAAUUGAAGUAUAUUCCCGAAUAUUAAAAAAUUUUAUUACAGAAUCCAUAAAAACAUCCAGUGAAAAUCGUCAAAAUACAAUUCAAGAAUGUGCUAAAAUGGUGUGUCAUAGCCAACAUACUUAUGUUUUUACAUUAGUUGCUCUUCAAGUUUUAUCUAAAGAAACUAAUGGAGGAGUAAACAUGAAGAGAUUUUCUCAAGAAAUAACUCGCUGUGCUCAAGAGAGGAAUGAUGUGACUCCCAUUACUAUGGCAUUAAAUGGUGCUGCCCCGUAUGACCAGCCUUGUGCAGCAUUAAGUUCUAUGUUAUCACGGAAUGCCUUAAAUCCUGCUGAUAUAAAUGUAUUACAUAAGCAUUAUUCUUCAGCAGAUUCACCUCCUGUCAGUUUACUUAGAAUACCACAAUUUCUUGAAUUAUUAGUUCAGGCUCUAUUUAAACCUGGAAUGAAAUUAAAUCCAGAAUACAAACCCAAGUACAUAUAUCUUUAUGCUUAUUCUGCUAGUGUGUAUGAGGUCACAUCUGGUAAAAAAAGAAAAGUUAUUAAUAAGGAUGAUUUAAAAUCUACAAUACAAGCAGUUGAUAAAGUUCAUAGUAUUUGCAAUUUGAAUAAAAGUUCAACAGAAUUAAUUGCUGAAGUUGCAACUAUUUACCAUUGCAUCAGAUAUCCCGCUGUUGCUGUUGGUUUAAUAUGUUGGGUUGAGAGUACUGUGACGGAACCCAGUUUCUUCAAGUUAUGUACUGAACAUACACCUACACAUUUAGCACUUUUAGAUGAAGUUGUUACAUGCCAUCCACAACUGCAUAAUAUCAUAUUAAAGUUAUUUGUGUCUCUUUUUGAAUCUAAACAGGAUGAACUAGAAAUUCUAGUACAUUUGGAGAUGAAAAAGAUGUUGCUUGACCGUAUGGUGAACUUAUUGUGUUGUGGUUGUGUUGUUCCAGUUAUAAAAUAUAUUGAACAGUGCUGGCAUAGAGGAGAUACUGAUAUUUCUUUGAUACGUUAUUUUGUUACAGAAGCUUUGGAAGCAGUGUCUCCUCCUUAUUCAGUUGAAUUUGUUGAUUUAUUUUUACCAAUUGUUGAAAAUGAAGAAAUAACUGGUACAAUGCGAUGUGAUGGAGAAAAUGAUCCAGUUUCAGAAUUCAUUGUGCACUGCAAAGGAAUGACAAUAUAAAAUUAUCGACAUUUAAGAUAUUUAAUAGAAGUAUAAAAAAAAAUUUAUUUCCAUGUAUAGUUUACUUUAUUAGUGUAAAUUUGUACAAAACUAUAAGGUUUAAAAUAUAUUGUAUUUUAUAUUUGCUUAUCUUUUAUAAAUUAUAACUAACAAAAUAAUUACAUAAUUUGUA
Molecule: messenger RNA, 1897 nt
Organism: Melanaphis sacchari
Lineage: Eukaryota; Metazoa; Arthropoda; Insecta; Hemiptera; Aphididae
Gene: TH1
Product: negative elongation factor D
Exons: 13
Coding region: 1-1725 (574 amino acids)
Biological process (GO): negative regulation of transcription elongation by RNA polymerase II
Cellular component (GO): NELF complex; nucleus
Molecular function (GO): RNA binding
Source: RefSeq, a predicted model, not a curated record